This is a messenger RNA of Cherax quadricarinatus, 674 nucleotides long. Lineage: Eukaryota; Metazoa; Arthropoda; Malacostraca; Decapoda; Parastacidae. The record is from RefSeq and is a predicted model, not a curated record.
CCCAGUGUGGCUGUAACCCGCAGUUUGAGGCACAGUCUUGUCACGCCAUUUUGGAUGAUCGGAAGAAGAGAAGGCUGAAAAGCAGCCAGGAAAUCUUAUAAUAUCCUCACCAUCGGAGGAUUUUGCUGAACAUGGAGAACUCUUACGGCAUAGGGGUUCGUAACCGUUACGAACUCUUCUAUAAUGAAGAUAUUGACCCAAUGGAUCUCUUAAAACAGACUGAAAAGAUUAAGGAUAAGGCUUCGGAGAAGGAAAACAAGGGAAAAACCGCCAAGGCGAAGUCUCCCGUAGUGAAGAAAGGCGUUAAGACUGAAACCGCUCCCAAAAUCUCCGACAAGACAAGUCUACCUGUUAAAGAUUUGGUUGAUGUCCGCUUGGAGUCUUGCAGUAUCUUCGAUGGAGGACACUGUCGUGCAAACUCAGACGUUAUCCGCAAAGGAAGUCAUGGUGCUGUGGAACAGGAUGGAAGCGAGUACUGUGCCUUGUGGAACAGAGCUUUUCAUUGUGGCUGCUUCAGACUUUGUUUACUUAUACUCUUUGUAUUCUAUUUGUGCUAUAUAAGGUUCUAGCCCAAACUUACUUAAUGUAACCCAACCUGACCUAAGGUAAUCUAACAUAAAACUGUAAUCUAAUAAUUAUUGAAGUGAUACUUGCUUUAUUUAUACAAGAAUCAU